Molecule: messenger RNA, 1112 nt
Organism: Salvelinus fontinalis (brook trout)
Lineage: Eukaryota; Metazoa; Chordata; Actinopteri; Salmoniformes; Salmonidae
Product: casein kinase II subunit alpha'-like
Exons: 6
Coding region: 16-618 (200 amino acids)
Biological process (GO): protein phosphorylation; regulation of chromosome separation
Cellular component (GO): cytosol; protein kinase CK2 complex; nucleus
Molecular function (GO): protein serine/threonine kinase activity; ATP binding
Source: RefSeq, a predicted model, not a curated record
GCUAUGCUUCUAUAGAUGUCACACUGCCAAAAACCCUCUAAUUCCUCCCUCUCUCUCUCUCUCUCUGCUGUCUGUGUGUCUCAGCUGCGUCUCAUAGACUGGGGUCUGGCUGAGUUCUACCACCCAGCUCAGGAAUACAACGUCAGGGUGGCCUCCCGUUAUUUUAAAGGACCAGAGCUGCUCGUGGACUAUCAGCUUUAUGACUACAGUCUGGACAUGUGGAGUCUAGGCUGCAUGUUGGCCAGCAUGAUCUUCCUCAAAGAGCCAUUCUUCCAUGGCCAGGACAACUACGAUCAGCUGGUCCGCAUCGCUAAGGUUCUUGGGACAGAUGAGCUGUUUGGCUACCUACACAAGUACCACAUUGAAUUGGACACACGUUUCAAAGACCUGCUGGGACAGCAGACGAGGAAGCGCUGGGAGCAGUUUGUCCAGACAGAGAACCAGCACCUGGUGACCCCUGAGUCCCUGGACCUGCUGGACAAGCUGCUACGUUACGACCACCAGCAGAGACUGACCGCUGCUGAGGCCAUGCAGCAUCCAUACUUCUAUCCAGUGCUGAAUGAACAGACCAUCUCCAACACACACACCAAGGCAAUAAGUGGAUCCAAUGCAACAUGAUGGACAGAGAGGAGGAAAACCUUUGUUACCUCAACUUGUGACCCUUUCGUGGUAGAAACGAUCUGCCUCCAAGUCUACAGCCAUACUGGAGCAAGACGCCAACUUGCAACACACACAACACUCUUGGAUAAAACCUAAAUCUGUCACAACGUGGGUACUAGCGUUGCUUGGCCCCAGUCACACACAACGUAUUGGAUCCAAGCUAUGAGGUGUGAUAUUGCCUCCUAGAACUGCCCCCCCUGAAAUCCCUGCCCGCUCCCCACCCCACCCACCUCAACUCCCCUGUUUUCAAAUAAGCUGAUGUCAGAUGUGAUACAGAGACUGACUCCAGGUCAGUUUGGCACUGGUGUUGUGCUGUGAGAUGUGUGUUGGUCAGUAUGGAGCUGCACUGGCCUGGGGUCAGAGCUAUAAUAGCACUGAGUGGCAUGGAGGCUCUUUUCUGCUAUGGAUAGAACAAAUACUAUAUUAAAGAGAAUAAACCAUUUUUAUUUAAA